This is a messenger RNA of Perca flavescens (yellow perch), 4165 nucleotides long. It is a transcript of the gene amotl2a, whose product is annotated as angiomotin like 2a. The transcript is spliced from 11 exons. NCBI's taxonomy places the organism in Eukaryota, Metazoa, Chordata, Actinopteri, Perciformes, Percidae. The record is from RefSeq and is a predicted model, not a curated record. Gene Ontology annotation, cellular component: bicellular tight junction; cytoplasmic vesicle; plasma membrane. The coding region runs from base 296 to 2416 and encodes 706 amino acids. Gene Ontology annotation, biological process: actin cytoskeleton organization; establishment of cell polarity involved in ameboidal cell migration; angiogenesis.
GGACUUGGAGCCUUUACAUUCCAGUCAUUCCAGCCGCAGCGAACAAUCGGCCCUCAGUAUUUAUCGGUGCGGCUCUCGGCUGCGCUCGGCUCAGUCUGCUGUUGCCCGUCGGAUGGAGUGGAAGGAGCUCGCGGAAAAUUGUGGACCUUGUUGAAUUUAGCGCAGAAUUCUGUGAGAUUACGCCACCGUUAACUCUUUCCUUUGUGAUGAGACUAUAAUUUGAUUUGUGAUUUGUGAAGUGCCCAAAACUGCCACCUCAAGGCUGGUUUUCCCCACUCAUUCCCUACGGACUGAAAUGAGAACCGCCGAAGGCUCAUCUGGAACGGUCCUGCACCGGCUCAUCCAAGAACAGCUUCGCUACGGGAACCUGACGGACACUCGCACCCUUCUGGCUAUCCAGCAGCAGGCCCUGCGUGGAGGCAGCAGCAGCGGCGGGGGGGGCACAGGCAGUCCUCGCUCCUCUGUGGAGAGCCUGACUCAGGAAGAGUCCCAGUUCAUUCAGAUGUCAACACGACAGGAGCCUCAAGGCCAGGAGCACCAGGGGGACUUCCUGCACUCUGAGAGCCAGGUGUGCCAUCUGUACCAGCUUCAUGGAGAAGAGCUGCCCACCUAUGAGGAGGCAAAGGCCCACUCCCAGUACCGGAUCUCCCAGAAGGAGCAGGAAGGGCCCAACAUGGACAUAAUUGAGAGUCACAGCGAGGGACAGUGGGAUCUGAAAAGGGAGCAUACUCGCUCCCUCAGUGACCGGCUCAUGCAGCUUUCUCUGGAGAGGAACGGACCUAGAGACAGUCUGGCUAUGAGCUCCUCGCACAGCUACCCACAGCUCUAUAAUAAUAUUACAAAUGCUGUGGCACCUAACGGGCAAGUGGCCCAACAGUAUGUUGAGCAGCGGGGGCCGCCCCCGGACUAUCCUCUGUUUGCCAGACUUCCUGGGUACAUGCUGAGCCACUCCCAGGAUCACGGACAGUUCUUCAGAGACCCUCCUCCCCCCCUCUACUCACAGCAUCACAGGUAUGUGUCUGCUCAGUCCCAGGUGGCUCACAACAGCAUCCCCUCAGCCUCCAGCGAUAACUCUGCUCAGACGGACGUGUUGAUGCGGGAGAAUGAGCGGCUCAGGAAGGAGCUGGAGGUCUACGUCGAGAAGGCCGCCAGGCUUCAGAAGUUGGAGUUGGAGAUCCAGAGGAUAUCUGAAGCUUAUGAGACUCUGAUGAAAGGCUCUGCCAAGAGGGAAACCCUGGAGAAAACCAUGAGGAAUAAACUAGAGGCUGAGAUUAAGAGGAUGCAUGACUUUAACAGAGACCUGAGAGAUCAGCUUGACUCAGCAACCAAACAGCGAGUGGCCAAGGAGGCCGAGUGCUCAGACCAGAGGCAGCAUGUCUUCGUUAAACUGCUGGAGCAAAAUGAGGAGCAGCAGCGGGAGCGUGAACACCUGGAGAGGCAGAUAGAGCACCUGCGGGUCUCCGGGGAGGAGUGCCAACGGAGACGGGAACUGCUUGAGCAGGCCCUGGCCUCGACGCAGGCCCGCAACCGGCAGCUGGAGGAAGAACUGCAGAGGAAGAGAGCGUACGUAGAGAAGGUCGAGCGGCUGCAGAGCGCGCUUGCUCAGCUGCAGGCGGCGUGCGAGAAGAGGGAGACGCUGGAGCUACGGCUGCGCACGCGACUGGAGCAGGAACUGAAAAGCCUCCGGGCGCAACAGGCUCAGAGACAGGCAGCUGAUCCCAUGGCUGCAGGACUGAGCUCCACGCUGCAGCAGCAGCUGCUCAGGGAGAAGGAGGAGCGUAUUCUGGCCCUGGAGGCAGACAUCACCAAGUGGGAGCAAAAGUACCUGGAGGAGAGCACCAUGAGGCAGUUUGCAAUGGAUGCAGCUGCCACUGCUGCCACACAGAGGGAUACAACCAUUAUCAAUCAUUCACCUCGACAUUCACCAAACAACAGUUUUAAUGAAGACCUGCCUUUGGCGAGUCAUAGACAUCAGGAGAUGGAGAACAGGAUCCGUGCACUUCAUGCUCAGCUCCUGGAGAAGGAUGCUGUGAUCAAAGUCAUCCAGCAGCGCUCCAGAUGGGAGCAGGGCAGGCUGGAGAGACAGGGGCUUCGUCUCGCCAGGUCCGUCCCCUCUAUCAACACUGUGGCCAGCAGCACAGAGUCUAAAGGAAAGAGCCUCUCAGAUGACCAGACAGGUGCUGCUGCGCUGCAACCCCGAACCCGCGUGGGGCCCAGGGCCCCGAGCCGAGACUCCAGCACCCAAAGUGACGAGGUCCCGCAGGAGCAAGAGCUCACAGCAGAGCCUGGAAUGCUGAAGACGUCUGAGAUGAUGUCAAGAGCUACCACUGACACCUCGGCGGAGCCAAAGGCGCCACUCAAGACAUUCAAGAGCAUCAACAGCUCAGCUGGAGAGGUGGUUGAAAUCCUCAUUUAAGGGCUCACUACAGCUGAUAUGACUGUACAGUGACAGCCAGCGAUGUCUUUUGGCCGAGGUGUUCACCUACACCAACAUGCAGAGUCCACGAUGUGGCACAGUUUGGAGAGGAGAGCUGAGCUUUCCUUCUAAUGGACAGUUCACAAACGUUGACAUUUUCCUCCAAGGUACCUGGACAGUAUUCUGCAUUGUGAUAGGAACAGGGCUGCUGGUUGUGCAUAUACAUUGGUUAGGUUUGUUACUUUUUUACUUAUGUAUUGUAUUUAUAUUUAUAAAUGCUGCUCAUUUUGUGAUGUUACUUUUAUGUUUGGGGGGUGAGUAGAACAAUGAUUACUCGCCUUGCUCUUCUCCACUUAAAUUAUAUACAGUUAUACUCACUUGUCUGGAUUAAGCAUGUCCUCCUUUGUUUUGUUUGGUUUAUUUAAAAUUUCCUUUAUGAAUCCUAUUAUCAUGCCCUUUGAAUGUAAUGGGGAUAUUUAUAAUCUGAGCAUUCUCUUUGUUUUAAUGCCAUGUUUGGGGAUUAUUCUGUUUAACAGAACGACUCAAAUAUAAAUCGACAGUUGCUCCUCUCUUUAAAAUACAUUUGGGCCCCUGCUCACAGCUCAGAAGAAGAUUUAGAAACUUUGAAUGCAGAGCCUGCAGAACGUCUGCUCAUUUCCCUCUUUAAAAAGCCUGCGAGGAUUGACAGUGUUUCACGGGGGGUCUAAUUUUCCAGAUCCCGGGUUAAUGUUCGGGGCCUCAGAUGGCGACGGUCCAGAAUUUCGCUCCCCUCCGCUGACACGCUGGAGCUAAUCUUCUCACAUUCCCUCGCUGAGGGAAUGCUCCCGUUAAAGAAAAAGGCUAUCUAAAGUCUGACCCCUCGCCCUUGUUAAAACGGCACACAUUCUCCACAUGAUUCUCUUUCUGGAGCAGGUUAUUUCUUCUUAGUCGUGGUAGCUGGUUCUACCACGGGCAUAGAAAUGGUCAACUAUAAUUGGCCUGCAUUUGCUACUCUAUUUGUUGUCCCCAUCACUGUGUUAUAUUCAGCUGUGUUUUCUCCACUGCUAUCUCACAUUUCUGAGUGGACUAUGUCCUUAACAUGGAAUCUUCUAUUUAUUUCUCCCUGCAUAGUGUAGGAUUACUGAACACUGCUGAAUGUAGACUCCUGUUUUCCAGGACUGUGUGUUGUAUUUAACUGGAAUGUGCACAACUCUGAUUUGUUCUACUCCUUUAGAGGGGAAUACCCCUAAGCUAAUAUAUUAUCCUUCAGUUUUGAAUUCCUGCAUUGUCAGGUUCCACCUUGACAACAUCAUCAACAGCAGUAGUGUUUGAAAUCCCACAAAUUGCAUGUGAAUUCUCACAUUUGAUAAGUAUUCCCCUUCAAGCUUUUUCAUCAUAUUUCCUCUCACAAUGCGUUUGCUGGUCAAUGCAGUGUCAGUUUGAGUUAAUGCCUACUUCACUUUUUUUGGAAUGCGUUUACAUGAAUGGCUAUUUGAAGUGACAUAUGUUAAUAUAUAUUGUAUUUUUUUUUCAUUUAUGUAAUUUUUUUCUUCUGGUGCCAAAGAUGUACUCUACGUUUAAGUUAUAACCGAUGACAAAUACAAAAGGUCCUCUUUUAAGGUGCCUUGCUUCAGCUGGUUGAUCUGUUUUGAUGUUGCUGUGAACAUUUGUAAAGGAAACAUUUGUAUGUAUGCCUUAACAUUUCACUAUAAUAGAUUAAAACUCCUAAUAUAUGUCUGAUAAAAGGUGUUCUGUUUUGAUGUGUUGCAC